AUGGACAAGCAGACGCCAAUGAAGGCUGUCGACGCGGGCGCCUUGGCGCUGCCACGUCAUGCACUCGACGCGCCAUUGGCUGCGCAACAAACACUCUGGAUGGCGCCCUCGGCCUUUCGCAACAGCACCGGCCGCACGUCUGCAUCGUACUCAUGGACGGACUAUCACAACGAAGCGACGGUGCUGACAGCCCUGCCGACCUUUCGUUCUAUUCGCAUCCGGCAUCUUGGCGGUCACGACGAGGAGCUUCGCGACUUGGGCAACAACGAACGCGAGGUCACCUCUGUCGCAUUCGCCGCCAAGCGGGGUCACAAGGUUACACGCAUCGACGUGACGCCGUGGCUCGAAGUCCGUCAUAACACUGCACUCACGCGUGUCUGUGGUCUCUGCACGGGUCUUGUCUCGCUCGCCGCGACCGUCACGAUCGAGUCGGACGCAACGAUCCUCACAGCGGUCAUCCAUGCGGCGCGCCACGUCAAGCCGCAUCGAAUGGGCUUUUUUCGGUUCACAUGCGACGACGACGUCGAUAUGGGCCAUUGCUUCGCUGCUACGACGUCGCUUACGAGCCUCAAGCUACAAGACUCGCCUCGUGUCAUCGAAGGGCUCGUCGCUGCCAGCGUGCCACUCCCCAACAUCACGGAGCUCCGUUUACACUCAUCACAUGCCGAUAUCCUCAAAGACAUUGUGACGCAACGAAUCAAUCAUCCGCGUCUUCGAGUCCUUGAGCUUGCGGCCAACUAUGACGCCGACGCAACAUUUGCCUUGGCGCUACUGCCGCAGUUGAGUGCUCUGGAAGAGCUCUUGUUCGACCUCUGUACGUAA
Saprolegnia parasitica CBS 223.65 is the source of this 822-nucleotide messenger RNA. RefSeq lists its product as hypothetical. NCBI's taxonomy places the organism in Eukaryota, Oomycota, Saprolegniomycetes, Saprolegniales, Saprolegniaceae. Bases 1 to 822 code for a protein of 273 amino acids. The record is from RefSeq and is a predicted model, not a curated record. The transcript is spliced from 3 exons.